AUGAAGCUUAAAAGAUGUUACCCGUCUGGAUAUGAAAAGAGAAAAAAGAAGCAAAGAGUCGAAAAAUUACUCAAAUCUCAAGCAGGGGCUAUUGACAAAUUCGUUACAACUGGUGAACCGCUAGAACAUUCAGUUGAAGACUUGGAAAAUAAAGAAGAUGAAGGUUUGGUGAAUAAUGAAAAUGAAAAUUUGGUGAAUGAAGAAGUUGAAAGUUUGGUGAAUAACGAAAAUGAAAACUUGGCGAAUGAAGAAGAAAAUGAGAAUUUAGGGAGUGGAGAAGCCAAUCAAGAUGAGGAGAUGAAUGUUGAAUGUGAACCUUUGAAUAUUGAUGAUCCGAGUAAUUGGAAAAAUAUUGAUCAGAAUUUACGAGAUUUAUUAGUAGAGAGAGGUCCUGUGAGAAGAGAUUGCGACGUCAACUUCCUUAAGGACGCUAAUGCUAGGCAUUUCUCCUCCAUUCAUUACAUUCGGCAUUUAGCAAAUGGAGAAAAACUUGACAGGAAAUGGUUAAUAUACUCGGAGAUUUUGGAUAGAGUUUUUUGCUUUUGUUGUAAGUUGCUUAAGCUAGAAGGAAAUAAGACUCAAUUGGCUACUAAAGGAUUUAAAGAUUGGAAAAAUAUUGGUGAGAGACUUAAAGGCCAUGAAAGUAGUAACGAGCAUAUUACCUGCCUGAGUAAAUGGAUUGAGCUGGAGAAAAGAUUGGGGAAGAAUCAAACAAUAGAUAAGAGUGCACAAGACCAAAUUAGCAAAGAAAGAGAACAUUGGAGACGAGUAUUAUUGAUGAUAAUUGCUGUUGUGAAAUUCCUUGCAAAGAAUAAUUUCCCUUUUCAUGGAAGCCAUGAGAAGAUUUAUGAAGAGAGCAAUGGAGUUUUUUUAAGCACAGUUGAAAUGAUUGUCGAGUUUGAACCAACAAUGCAAGAGCACUUACGGCGGAUAGAAAAUGGUGAGAUUCAUUACCAUUAUUUGAGUCACAAAAUUCAAAAUGAAUUGAUACAAUUGUUGGCCGGGGAAGUCAAAACUGCAAUUGUGUCAAGAAUCAAACAAGCGAAAUAUUUUUCAGUCAUACUUGAUUGUACUCCGGAUAUAAGCCAUCAAGAACAAAUGUCACUUGUUUUGCGAUGUCUGGAUGUUUCAACGAGUCCAAUUAUGGUGAAAGAGUUAUUUUUGGAAUUCUUGAAGGUGGAUGAUACAACAGGAAUGGGACUUUUUGGUGAACUUCAAGAAGCGUUAGUUAGCCUUGAACUUGAUAUUGGUGACUUAAGAGGACAAAGAUAUGACAAUGGUUCUAACAUGAAAGGAAAAAACAAAGGCGUUCAAACAAGAGUACUUGAGCUUAAUCCUAGGGCAUUCUAUACGCCAUGUGGUUGUCAUAAUCUCAAUCUUGUGCUUUCUGAUAUGGCCAAUUCUUCCUCUAAAGCAAAAACUUUCUUUGGUGUGGUACAAUGGAUAUAUGUUUUGUUUGCAUCUUCCGUUCAACGAUGGGCUAUUUUGAAAGAUAAUGUGGAAGGUUUCACAGUUAAGCAAUUGUCACAAAUGCGUUGGGAAAGUUGCAUUGAAAGUGUUAAACCACUAAGGUACCAUGCCCAACAAAUAAGAGAUGCUUUAGUUAUCUUGGCAAAUACUACCACAGAGGCGAUGGCAAAGAGUGAAGCUAAGUCCCUAGUUACUAAUGAACUUGAGAAUUUUGAGUUCUUGUUUUGCAUUGCUAUUUGGUACAAUUUGUUGUUUGCUGUUAACUCCGUUAGCAAUCUCCUUCAAAGUGAAGAUAUGGAUAUAGAUGUUGCUGUAAAGCAAUUGAAAGGACUUAUUACUUAUUUUGAAAGGUAUAGAGAAAUUGGUUUCGUGGAGGCAAUGGUUGAAGCUAAAGAAAUGGCAAGUGAAAUGGGAGUUGAACCUUCAUUUGUUGAAAAGCGCAUUAUUUGCAGAAAGAAACAACUUGACGAGGAUGUUAGUGAAGAAGUGACCCAAUCGGUUGAAGAAUCCUUCAGAGUUAAUUACUUCUUGUAUAUAGUUGACAAAGGUCUUUUGUCACUCAAGAAUAGGUUUGAGCAAUUCAAAGUAUAUGAGGCAAACUUUGGCUUUUUGUUUAACUUGAAAAAGACCAGCGAUGAAUCUUUGAAGACUUGCUGUGAGAACCUUGAAAGAUUUUUAAAACAUGGCGGGGUUUCAGAUAUUGAUGGAAGAGAGUUAUCUAUGGAGCUGAAAGUCUUGAAAGAUGGAUUGCCAAAGGAAGUCAACAAACCAAUUGAAGUGCUCAAUCAUUUGAAGACCAUGGACAAUUGUUUGCCAAAUUCAUGGAUUGCUUAUAGAAUACUUUUGACUAUUCCGGUUACAGCUGCAUCGGGGAAAAGAAGCUUUUCAAAGUUGAAACUGAUCAAGAAUUAUCUUCGAUCAACCAUGUCACAAGAAAGGUUGAAUGGGUUAGCCAUGCUAUCCAUUGAAAAUGAUUUCGCAGCAAAACUAGACUAUGGAAGCUUAAUUGAUUUAUUUGCCUCUAAAAAUGCAAGAAGAGCAAUGUUCAAUGAUACUUAUUAG
Messenger RNA from Rhododendron vialii, 2532 nucleotides. RefSeq lists its product as uncharacterized. Bases 1 to 2532 code for a protein of 843 amino acids. The record is from RefSeq and is a predicted model, not a curated record. NCBI's taxonomy places the organism in Eukaryota, Viridiplantae, Streptophyta, Magnoliopsida, Ericales, Ericaceae. The transcript has a single exon. Gene Ontology annotation, molecular function: protein dimerization activity.